CAUUCUACACCAGGGGAUCUAAACGUGAAGUAGAUCCGUCUUGGAAUAUUUCAACUCAAGUGACUACACAACCGAUUAUCAUUUCGACAUUAUGGCAGACACAGUACCAUAUACAACGGAAUUCGUAGUAGACAGUGUUCUACUAUACAUUGGAGUCUGUACCAACAUAUGGAUGAUCAGGUCUCUCUACAAAUCAUGGAAGACAGGCAGCAGGAUGCAUUUUUACCUCCUUGUCAUUUGUGUUGCUGAUUUGCUGGGCUUGUGCAUCCGCAGCGGUGUCCGCAUCGGGCUUUAUGCAACCGUUUUCUGGAAAGGCGGAUAUUACGGAUGUAAAAUAUUUGCAGGUAUCAAGUUGUUUGGAGGUACUAUGUCCCAUCUCAUUCUGGCUGGAUUCAAUAUUGAUAAUCUUUUCACCAUCACCUGCCGUCGCUCCAUCAAGGCGUUGCGUAUCGUCUUCCUGCUGUUGUCCUUUGUAACUGCCUCCAUUAUCAGUGGCCUUAAGUUCUACUUCUUCCGUCUGAUGACCACUGGAUACAAUAACGAGGCCUAUUUCUGCGCUGUAGAAUGUUUAAAUGUACUGCCAGGGGUGGAAAUGGCGGUGUAUUUCCUACCUCCAUUUCUGAUGAUGUUUCUGUUUGGUCUCCCAUCAUUGUUUGUGUGGUGCUGUAGAAAAGGAACACUCAGCUUUGAGAUGAUGACACGUGACGAUGACUCCUCCACAGACCUUCAGUUCAUUGGCAGAGAUAUUGGAAUAGUUUUGGCUUACGACGUUGUGUUCCUCUUCUGUUGUGCUCCCUUCGUUGUAUUUUGGAUCUGUGGAUGGCCGUCAGUAAUCGUCUACACAGCUUUAACCUUCUUGGAGGCCGCAAAUCCUUGUCUUAACCCGAUCAUAUAUGCCAUAUUUAGCUGCAUUAGAAGACGAAGAGACAGAACUCCUCCUGGACUGAAGAAUCGUCACAAUCCUAAACAAAGACCGGAACAAAAUGACAACUGAUGCUCUGUGUCUCAGAUCUCUUUUCACUUCAUGGACCUUCUUCUUUCACACCGAUAUAUAUUUAUUCCGCAUGGACAUCACCUAUCCAUUUAAUGUAUACAUAUAUGUGUUUUAUUCUGAUUGUAUGAUAUCAUACCGUACGUUUUAUUCAGUACUAUUCAGGUGCAAGUAGUUUAAAGUACAGCAAAUAUGGUGUUUUUGUAUGGAUUAACAGAAGUGCAUGUAAUCAAAGUUUUAGUGUUUUGGUAGGCACGAAUCAAAUACUUUGCUGUAUUGUUCUUGAAAGUAGACUAUUGUGAAGACAGCAGCACAAAGCUGGUGGAAUAAUGUUAGAGCAGCAUACAACAAGAUAUACCAUUAUUUUUUUGUUCGUGACCAUUCGCGGAGACAAAAGUGAAUUGCCACACUUUCUCCAGACCAUUUCAUUAAAAUGGGUCAGUGAACGUGUGGGCGCUAACGGGCAAGUCGGAACAUAGUCACCUUGUUGAAGCAGAUCCUCCGUGAUUACUGUUACGCUGAUAUGGCGGUAAAUACAAAAUAUACAUAUAAACACAUGAAUUAAGGAAGGGCUGUGUUGCCAAUAAACAUUCUGACUUGUU
Haliotis rubra (blacklip abalone) is the source of this 1593-nucleotide messenger RNA. Its product is annotated as adipokinetic hormone/corazonin-related peptide receptor variant I-like. Lineage: Eukaryota; Metazoa; Mollusca; Gastropoda; Lepetellida; Haliotidae. Gene Ontology annotation, cellular component: membrane. Gene Ontology annotation, molecular function: G protein-coupled receptor activity. Gene Ontology annotation, biological process: G protein-coupled receptor signaling pathway. The coding region runs from base 92 to 994 and encodes 300 amino acids. The transcript is spliced from 6 exons. The record is from RefSeq and is a predicted model, not a curated record.